Fomitopsis serialis is the source of this 1380-nucleotide messenger RNA. RefSeq names its product RNA polymerase I associated factor, A49-like protein. Gene Ontology annotation, cellular component: RNA polymerase I complex. Lineage: Eukaryota; Fungi; Basidiomycota; Agaricomycetes; Polyporales; Fomitopsidaceae. Bases 430 to 1278 code for a protein of 282 amino acids. The transcript is spliced from 10 exons. Gene Ontology annotation, biological process: transcription elongation by RNA polymerase I; nucleolar large rRNA transcription by RNA polymerase I; RNA polymerase I preinitiation complex assembly. The record is from RefSeq and is a predicted model, not a curated record. Gene Ontology annotation, molecular function: DNA binding.
CCAAUCACGCUCUCACUCUGACGCGCACCAUGGCCUCUGCCUCCCAUUCGAGAAAACGCAAACGCGACACCGACGACGCUGGAAAGUCCUUCUUCACACAUCUUCUCAGCCCUCGGCGCAGCUGGGUCCGGUGCUAGGUACUAUUAGUCCUGUGUGCUCCGGAGCGCGUGAAGCUCAUAGCGUCGGACAGCCGGUUUUCCUGCCCUCCAACCCCCUCGGAACACAUCGUUCCGAUGUUGGCGACGAGACAAGCAGGUCGAUGGAGCAGAGCCAUUCGCGUCUCAGGACACCAUCGUGGCUGGAGAGACCGAGACUAUAGAGUUCGCCACAUCGGGGAAAGCAGACAAGCCUCGGUGGGCUGCAGUUAUCUGGUUGCUGUGCACAACAAACGAACGAAUACGACCGUCUUCCGUCCGCACCCUCCAUGUCAUGAACCAGCAAGUGAAAGCGCUCAAAAACCUUGCUCCUAUAGAGGUGACCAAUGAUGAACGCGCUCAGUUGCGCAACAAGCUUGGCGAAACGUUUGCCAUUCGCGCGCAAGAGCGGAACAGGGUGGACAUCGAUGCUUUGAAGGAGACUAUCAUGGAGAACACCAGCAGCUUGCCUACACUGGAGGAAGCGAAGGAUGCCGCGGACAGCAACCGGCUCAUACCCCCGCAUCACGCGGAUGCAGAUCGACCAGAAGGCACCGAGUUCAAUGCGCUAUCGGUAACACCGUUCAGGUCCGCCUCGAGCGACCAGGAACGGAAAGCAUUGUUGCCUUUCCGUCACUCAAACUGGGUCAAUCAACAUGUCUACAAACUUUUCCAGGCGCCGAAGCUCAGAAAAACAGACAUGAAGAUAGUUAUGUACAUAUCUGCCAUGAUGGCGUUCAAGAUGGUGGCGCGGUCUGUCGACAACAAAGAGGCGUUGCAGAAGAAGCUCACAAGCGUGCCCCAAACUGUUAUUGAGGGGUUGGUGUCUCGGUUCACUGAGAGCGAGAGAGACACAAACAAAAUUAAAGUAACGAGCCAAACGGAGACGAUGCUUAUGACCUAUAUGCUUGCUCUAUGCUUGCGCGUCGAUGAUUUCGCGACCGACACGGAGCUUGUUGCCCACGAUCUCAAAAUGCCAGUCUCUAAGGUCAAUCCACUUUUCAAGGCGCUCGGCUGCACUGUCCGUAAGCUUGACCAUAAAGAUCUCAAAAGGCUUGGCCUGCCAGAUUCUGCUGCAGCAUCGAAGCGGGCCAUGUUGGAGGUUCCUGUCAAAUUCCCCCAGCCGCGUCGUGCGCGUCGCUAGGACUGUGUCACAUCUGAGUCGGGGUACACCACUUGAUGAAUUUAUCUGAUAGCGUUGCUGCUUACCCCACGUUCUAUUGUGAAGACCCUCGUGCUAAGCGUG